Chanos chanos (milkfish) is the source of this 612-nucleotide messenger RNA. It is a transcript of the gene tspan13b, whose product is annotated as tetraspanin 13b. The transcript has 6 exons. Gene Ontology annotation, cellular component: membrane. The coding region runs from base 1 to 612 and encodes 203 amino acids. The record is from RefSeq and is a predicted model, not a curated record. Lineage: Eukaryota; Metazoa; Chordata; Actinopteri; Gonorynchiformes; Chanidae.
AUGGGUUGCGCCGGAUUCACCUGUUCCAAGAAUUCCCUCUGCGCGCUCAACAUCCUUUAUGUUAUGGUGAGUUUGCUGAUGAUCGGCAUUGCGGCAUGGGGAAAAUGGUUUGGCUUGGUCUCCAGUUUUCAGGUAGUGGGAGGCAUUAUUGGAGUAGGUGUCUUCCUGUUUUUUGUUGCCCUGGCUGGACUCAUUGGUGCAAUGAAACACCACCAAGUUCUUCUCUUCUUUUAUAUGAUCAUCCUGUUCAUGGUGUUUGUGGUCCAGUUUUCAGUGUCCAGUGCGUGUCUGACCAUUAACAAAGAACAGCAGGAUCAUUUGGUGGAAGUGGGCUGGAACAAUUCCCAAACCACCCAGAAGGAUGUGGAAAAAAGCCUCAACUGCUGUGGUUUCUCCCACGUGGAUUACAACGGAACCUGUGAAGCAGCUUGUUUUUCGCAUCACACUUGCAGUACGUGUGCGUCUAAGAUCCAGGAGCAUGCAGGGGAGGUGCUGCGAGUUGUGGGAGGGAUUGGCCUUUUUUUCAGCUUCACUGAGAUUCUGGGCGUGUGGCUAACAUACAGAUACAGGAAUCAAAAGGAUCCAAGGGCCAAUCCCAGCGCUUUCCUGUGA